Molecule: messenger RNA, 905 nt
Organism: Lates calcarifer (barramundi perch)
Lineage: Eukaryota; Metazoa; Chordata; Actinopteri; Centropomidae
Gene: mrps17
Product: mitochondrial ribosomal protein S17
Exons: 3
Coding region: 130-576 (148 amino acids)
Biological process (GO): mitochondrial translation
Cellular component (GO): mitochondrial small ribosomal subunit; ribosome
Molecular function (GO): structural constituent of ribosome
Source: RefSeq, a predicted model, not a curated record
ACUACCCGUAGUUCACGUCAUCAAACCAAGACGACCCGAACAGCAUGGAGGAGCUCGCUCGCUGAAGAAUUUUUGACCUUUGGAAGUUUUUCCUUUCUCAUAGUGUCGGGUCAGGUAUUGCUCUCCAGAAUGUCGGUCAAGCAGGCAUCAGUCCACGCCAAAUGGAUCAUUGGCAAAGUAAUAGGGACCAAGAUGUUCAAAACUGCCAAAGUGAGAGUCACAAGGCUGGUGCUGGACCCUUACCUACUCAAGUACUACAACAAGAGGAAGACUUACUUUGCCCAUGAUGCUUUGCAACAGUGCACCGUGGGAGAUAUCGUACUUCUCAAGGCUCUACCUGAACCCAGGUCCAAACAUGUGAAACAUGAACUGGCUGAGAUAGUGUAUAAAGUAGGUCGGGUGGUCGACCCACUGACGGGAAAGAGUGUGGCAGGAACUGAGUUCAUGGAGCCACUGACAGACCUCCCACUCAGCCUGGGAGAGGAGACGACGUUAACAGAAAAACUGCAGGAGCUCAACAUCUCUGCCGCCUCCAGUGAAGCCGACUCUCCCCCAACACAAACUCCCACUUCAUGAUAGAAAACUCUGUUCUUCCGUGCAGUAAUGUUAGCUUAAACACAUGUUUCUGUGUCAGGUGUUCAUGUAAAUAUAAGUUUAUAAACCAGUAAUCUUGUCGUAUAAUAUGCACGGAUGGACAGCAUGAAUACAUUUUCCUUGCUGCCUGCUCAGGUAGAUUGAAUUCAAGACACGUUUAUGAAGAAUUUACAAUAAAAUGACAACAAAAAUGUGCAGCGUCAUUCACAAAUGUGAACGUGUCCAAUGUGCCCAUUUCUGCUCCCAGACUAAGGAUCUGUGAUCUCUGUCAUUACAAAGUCAUAAUAAAACAUUAAUACUUAUGUUCUGUA